AUGACAUACAUACCAACGACUCCAUCCACAUCUUAUACUCCAACAUCAUCAUCAUCAUCAUCGUCAUCACCUACAUAUUCCUUUUCCCCUUCGAAGACUUAUACAUCUUCCCCCAUUCGACAUUCUCCUUUAUCUCAACCACCUAUAUUAGCCAGUGCAAGAACUCCUUCGCCAAGUCAUAAUCAUAGACAUCGCUAUGGACAUGAUGACAUAUCACACCCUAUACCCACGCCCUCUCCCACUUCAAAUAGGAGAUUAUCAUCAAGAUACAGUCGACAAGAAUCCUUAUCACCUUUAGAUCAAUCGUCAUUAAACUCCCCCGCGUCCUCACCUACCAGAUUAAAGCGCAAUCCCCCCUCAUCUCCUCAACCCACUGGUGAUGAAACACCUUCACCACCCCUAUCUCGCUCACAUCCAUUACUCGGGUCAUAUCAUCUUUCUUUAUUACAUUCAAGGAUGUCACACGCACAUCAACCCCAUUCACUCAUUUCAGGAUUUUCUUUACAUAUAAAAGGAAUUGGUAAAGGCAAAAACUGUUUAAAAGAAUUACGUUGUCCAAGUCAUAUUGAAAUACCUUUUUCUGCUACUUACUAUGAUUUAGAUAAUCCCGAAUCAUCACCUACAUCAUCUCCUUCAUCACAUUCAAGUAGUAAUUCAAGUAAAUCUCCUUGGACAGGUAAUAUCGAUCUUGAACAAUAUUACUUUACCACUUUCUCCCCACAUUCACACGACCCAAUUGAGACAGAAACUGUCUCCCCACCUUCUUUUCCUGGAUAUAGGAUAGCUCCUCUUGGCCAAUUACAAAUUCUAAUCAGAACGGAACAAUCACCCAUCAAGGUAUUUUUGAUACCGUACGAUUUGAGAAAGAUACCUCUAGGAGGUAGAUUAUUGGUCAGAGAGAAGACAUAUCGUCUUGGUGGUCGAAACGAUCACAGGAUAUUGAAAUAUGCUAUACAACUUCAAUUCGUUUGUAUACCUUCUCACACUCUUCACACUUCUCACGACUCACUUACUACUCGUCAACAAAGGGUCAAUGAAGCAUUCAACGGAGAUCAGCACGGUCCUCCCUCUGGGUCAGGAGAGAAAGCAUAUUACGUUUCCAAGAUGAUGAAAGUUGUAUUCGUAUCUACUCCCCCUCAUUCCACAGAAAUCAUGGACGUGGAACGUACGGAUGAAAUCAUCGAACCGCCUUCCAUCGCCCCGGAGGACUUGUCGCUGAGAACGAAGAAAGCAAGGAAAGGAAGUUUCGCUUUCUCACCUGGAUCAUUAGGUAAAAGAAGUGAAGAAUGGGCAAUGGUCAGAAACAAAUGGAUCGCCAAAGAGAGCAUGAGAAAUAUACAUCAAGAAGAAUCAGGAUCAGAGUCUGAUCAACAAAAAAGGAGUGAUAGUACCUCUUCUAAGAGAGAUUCAGAUCUUUUGGUGAUCGUGAAACCAAAGAUGGAUCGUCGACCAUCACUCUUGACUACCACAUUACCUUCAUCUACCUCAGCCCAGUCAAUAAACGCAGGUACAAAUACAGCCACCGGCUUAUCGCCUGUAUCUAUAUUAUCACCUUUGCCUGUUCGACCAGGAACAUUAUCGCGGUCAAGACCUUCCACGCCGACUUCACCCAGACCAAUCUCACCUGGACCGCCGUUGAUCUGGAGUCCAACGAGUCAGAGACGAAUGAGACGAGAGGAUGGUCUGGAGGAGGUUGAACUGAGUGAGAGAUUGAGGAAAAUGCAUGUUGGAAAGGGGAGUGAGUGA
This is a messenger RNA of Kwoniella shivajii, 1746 nucleotides long. RefSeq lists its product as uncharacterized. The coding region runs from base 1 to 1746 and encodes 581 amino acids. The record is from RefSeq and is a predicted model, not a curated record. Lineage: Eukaryota; Fungi; Basidiomycota; Tremellomycetes; Tremellales; Cryptococcaceae. The transcript has a single exon.